Prinia subflava (tawny-flanked prinia) is the source of this 1776-nucleotide messenger RNA. It is a transcript of the gene PAQR7, whose product is annotated as progestin and adipoQ receptor family member 7. Gene Ontology annotation, cellular component: plasma membrane. Gene Ontology annotation, biological process: response to steroid hormone. The record is from RefSeq and is a predicted model, not a curated record. Lineage: Eukaryota; Metazoa; Chordata; Aves; Passeriformes; Cisticolidae. The transcript is spliced from 2 exons. Gene Ontology annotation, molecular function: steroid binding; nuclear steroid receptor activity. Bases 556 to 1587 code for a protein of 343 amino acids.
CCGGCGCUGCUGCUUCCAAGCCGCCCCUGGAAUUUAGGUCAAAACAGCAGAACUGGGGAGGUUCUGCUUUUGCCCUGGGUCCGCGGCAGCGCUCGGGGCGGUUUGGUUCAGAGCAGGAGGAGGUUCAGGGGGUGAAGCCCGAGGAAGUCGCGGCUUUUGGGAGGGUUUAGGGGAGGGUUGGGAUCCCCCCUUGUGAGGAGCUGCCCCGGCCGCGGGGGCUGUUCGGGAUGUGGGGCUGCUCUAACCAGGCCAGGUGGGCAAAGGGCAGCAGAGCCUGUUUGUUCCUGCAUCUGUGCCCCUCGGAUGCAGGCAGGAAUGAGUUACAGCCUGACUGUGAUGAGGAAACGACACAGUUUUUUAAAACAAACAGUCCCAUCCCCACCUCCUCCCGUUCCCAAACUCUGAAGAACUUUUCCUGUCCCUGAAAUGAGGGCACUUGCCAGGGGUUGAGGCACAGAUCAGCACGGGAGCUGGACCUGGAUCAGGUUUUCUUCAGGACUUGUCUGAGCAAGAGCAGGUAACUUUGCACAGCGAGACCCUGGGUUUGGCCCCACCAUGGCCACGGUGGUGACGGAGAAGCUCAGCCAGCUCUUCAUCAACGCCAGGCAGCUCCCGGCGCUGCUGGGGCCGCUGUCCCUGGGCACGGUGAGCAGCGCCGAGGUGCCGCCGGUCUUCUGGAAGCCCUACAUCCACGGCGGCUACCGGCCCGUGCGCCAGACCUGGCGCUACUACUUCUCCACGCUCUUCCAGCAGCACAACGAGGCCGUCAACGUGUGGUCACACCUGGCACCGGCGCUGGCGCUGCUGCUGCGCCUGCUGCGCCUCUGGCAGCGCGUGGACUUCGGGCAGGACGAGCACGCCCGGCCCCUGCUCAUCAUCCUGGCCGCCUCCAUCACGUACCUGACGUUCAGCAGCCUGGCGCACCUGCUGCAGGCCAAGUCCGAGUUCUGGCACUACAGCUUCUUCUUCAUGGACUACGUGGGGGUGGCCGUGUACCAGUACGGCAGCGCCCUGGGCCACUUCUACUACGCCAUCGAGCCCGGCUGGCACCGGCGCGUCCGCGGCUUCUUCCUGCCGCUGGCGGCGGCGCUGGCCUGGCUGUCCUGCGCCGGCUCCUGCUACGCCAAGUUCCGCUUCCACCCGGGCUGUGCCCUGCCCGGCCGCCUGUGCCAGGAGCUGCCCUCGGGGCUGGCCUAUGUGCUGGACAUCAGCCCCGUGCUGCACCGCGUCUGCACCGCCGCGCGCCCCGACCCCGCCCUGCUCUACCACAAGGGCCAGGUGCUCUUCUUCCUCCUUGGGGCCUUCUUCUUCUCCCACCCCUACCCCGAGAAGUGGUUCCCCGGCAAGUGCCACUUCUUGGGGCAGAGCCACCAGAUCUUCCACGUGUUCCUGGUGCUCUGCACGCUGGCGCAGAUCGAGGCCGUGGUGCUGGACUACGAGUCCAGGAGGGAGAUCUACUCCUCCCUCCAUGCAGGCCUGGCUCACGACUUCUGUGCCCUGUUCCUGGUCACUGUCACCUGCUCUGUCCUCACAGCCGCCUACAUGGCCCACAGGGUGAAGCACAAGCUGCGCCUCAAGGAGGAGUAAAGAAGAAAUCCCAGCCCAAAUCGUGCCCCGAGCCUCCAGAUGCUGCUUCCUGAACUGUCCCUCUGCAAGUGCUUUCUCUAGGGAAUGGAAGAGAUGCUUUUUAUGCUUUUUUAAUCCAGCCUAAGUUCCAGCUUGCUCACAGAAUGGUUCACGGGUUCUGCUCACCUCUGAAUAAACAGCUGGAACAAA